AUGUUACCGUCGCUCAACGUUGCUGGUUCCCGGGAAUUUGCGUCUACUACCCAGCAACAAAGCUACUAUCUCGUCAACGUCUGGAAGAACACGGGCAGCGGAGCGACAAAGCUGAAAGCCGACGGAGACAAAUACUGCAACAUGAUGGGCCACAGUGAUCAUGCAAUGGACUACGUCUGGGUUCAUUCGAGCGGGUGGAUGAUGCUCUACGAGAGCCUGGGCGGCACGUUCCCUGUGAACCCUCCAUAUUGGGGCCCGCACUAUCAGAUUUGGGCCGCCACAGAUUAUGCCGGUGCCGAGAUCGACCGGCGGGACUUGCAUUUGGCAGAUUGGGAUGGCGAUGGGUUGUGCGAUAUCAUCUACGUGAACCCGGGCGACAACAGCCUGAGGAUAUGGCUGAAUCAGUACAAGGCAAACGGUAACUUUGAUCAGUGGGUUGAAGCGGAUACGUCGGGCUACGAUAUUGAUUGCCCGAGAAGCGAGGUGGCAGACUUGCUCUGCAUCCAGCCCAAUGGUCUUGCCUCUGGCUACCUGAACGGCGCGAACGACCUGGUGUACCUCUCGCAGAUCAAAAAGUCCGAGGAUAAAGAUAGAGCCAAUCUACGAUGGGCAGACGUUAAUGGCGACGGCCGCGCCGAUCUGCUAUGGGUGGACAAGUUCGACGGAGACGGAUACAUCUACUACAACCGGGGGGAGACGCCGGUCGAUGGCAGCGCCUUCACGUGGGAUGGCGAGGGCCAUGGCCGCGCGGAUAUGCAUGUUGUGGACUCGCUGGAGAAUACGGCGCAGACGUGGUUCAAUCUGUGCCCGAACGAGGGCUCUUCUUCCAAUGGUGAUGACCCAGAUACGCUCACCGUGAUUCCGGUGGUUUGGCUGGGACUCACGUAG
Penicillium maclennaniae is the source of this 888-nucleotide messenger RNA. Its product is annotated as carbohydrate esterase family 3 protein. Bases 1 to 888 code for a protein of 295 amino acids. The record is from RefSeq and is a predicted model, not a curated record. The transcript has 5 exons. NCBI's taxonomy places the organism in Eukaryota, Fungi, Ascomycota, Eurotiomycetes, Eurotiales, Aspergillaceae.